GUCGAAGAAGAAGCACUUCCGGUAGGAAUACCAACACAUGGGCUGAAACCUCUCCACGUAACGUUGUUUUUAAUUUAUAAAGAGCUUUUAUUAAACGACGCGUUCUGCCGCUUCUGGAGGUUCAGUCAUGACGCGGUGGGCGAGAGCCAACAACAUCCACAAACACAAGCCAGCAGAGGCCACUCCAUGGACGCAGCUGAGGGGAGCAGGAGGAGGUGGAGGAGGAGCAGGAGGAGCAGGAGGGGGAGGUGGUGGUGGUGGUAGUCCCCCAGGCAGCUCUAACUACGGCCCCCAGAGGGAUCGUCUGAGGGGGACCCAGCCCGGAGGAUCAGCUUUGAAGAAACCCAACCGGCCGAAGAAAGACUACAAGAGCGAAGACGUCAACGGCUUCCUGGAGUUCCUGCAGCAGAGCGGACGUCCGCUGCCUCGGGGGGUCGGAGGAGGAGGAGGAGGACUGGAGCUCCGGGAGGACCUGGAGACGGCGCUGAAGAAGGACCGAAGACGAGAAGACAGACGAGUGAAGAGGCAGGACAACAAGAAGAACAACAUGCUGUGUUUUAACUGCAGGAAGCCCGGCCACGGAUUGGCCGACUGUCCGGAGGCCGACGGCGACGAGGAGAUGGGCCGAGACAUCUGCUACCGCUGCGGCUCCACCGAACACGAAGUCCAGAAGUGUCGAGCCAAAGUGGACCCGGCUCUGGGCGAACACCCGUAUGCUAAGUGCUUCAUCUGCAGUAAAACUGGACAUCUGUCUCGAGGCUGCCCGGAUAAUCCCAAAGGCCUCUACGCUCAAGGAGGUGCCUGUCGUGUUUGUGGCUCAGUGGAACAUUUUCAGAAGGAUUGUCCUGAACAUCAGAAUGCAACGAACUCGGUGACGGUUCCCUGGUUGUCCAACAACAUGAGCGCGGACCACGAGGACGUCCACCUCCCGGUGAAGAAGACCAAACCCAAAGCAACCAAAGUGGUGACGUUCUGAUGCGUUUCUGUCUCUGGACUCGAACACGCGGACCGAAUACCGGUCUACGUGAUUUACAUUUUUACGUUCGGACUUCCUUUGUGGAUUCAAAAGGACUUUCCAUUAAGUUUUUCUUCUGUAUAUUGUUCUUUCUCCAGAGCUUAAACCCUCAAACUAUCGGAAUAAAACUAUAACUUCUAGAAUUUGACAUAAUCUGCAUAUCAUUUUAACAAUCUCUCUAAAAUAAAUAGCUAUAUUAUUAAAAUAAAACCGUUAUUAUCAGAUGAA
Cyclopterus lumpus (lumpfish) is the source of this 1243-nucleotide messenger RNA. RefSeq names its product zinc finger, CCHC domain containing 9 (gene zcchc9). The transcript has 6 exons. NCBI's taxonomy places the organism in Eukaryota, Metazoa, Chordata, Actinopteri, Perciformes, Cyclopteridae. Gene Ontology annotation, molecular function: nucleic acid binding; zinc ion binding. The record is from RefSeq and is a predicted model, not a curated record. The coding region runs from base 128 to 976 and encodes 282 amino acids.